GGAUCGCGAGCACAGCCUCUGCGGACGGCGGAGCGGGAUGAGAGCGCUGUGAGCUGGCCUUGCGGGAGCGGAAAGCAGGAGCAGCGAGCUCGGCCGGAACGACGGCGGCGGCUGUUGGCCAGGCUGUUCAGUAUUAAACCGGGACUAAGACAAGAGUAUUAAAUAAAUACCCGGAACCACAGUAUUAAGUAAAUCAAAGUAUCCUGCUGCACUACGGUAGUAAGACACCACUUUGCCUUGUUGGAAGAAACUGGGGACGUAGGAUCUUAGCCAAAUAUUCAAAAUGGUAAUGCAAAGGUAUCUCCUAACCUAUAUGGGAGUGGUGCUUGCUUUAUACCUUCAUCACCUCAUCAGAGCCAUUGAAGUCCCUCGGGAUCCAAGUAUUCAAGAUACAUUGCCUCAACCCCCCACUAUCACAAAACAGUCUGUGAAGGAUUAUAUUGUAGAUCCAAGGGAUAAUAUAUUCAUUGAAUGUGAAGCAAAAGGCAACCCCAAUCCCAUAUUUUCAUGGACACGAAAUGGGAAAUUUUUCAACAUCGCCAAGGACCCAAGAGUAAGCAUGAAGCAUUGGUCGGGUACACUGGCUGUUGACUUCCGCAGUGGUGGUCGGCCGGAGGAUUAUGAGGGGGAAUAUCAGUGUUUUGCUCGGAACGACUUGGGAACAGCCAUCUCCAACAAAAUAUUCCUACAGGUUUCAAAGUCUCCUUUGUGGCCCAAGGAAAACUUGGACAUUCAAGAGGUUCAUGAAGGUGCUCAUCUUAUCUUGGCAUGCAAUCCACCUCCUGGACUGCCACCUCCUGCUAUAUUCUGGAUGAGCAGCUCCAUGGAGCCAAUCCACCAAGACCAGCGUGUCUCCCAAGGGCAGAAUGGUGACUUAUAUUUCUCCAAUGUCAUGCAGGAGGAUGCCCUGACUGACUACAGCUGCAAUGCUCGCUUUGCAUUUACUCACACCAUCCAGCAGAAAAACCCUUACAACCUCAAGGUCCUGACCACUCGAGGUAUCACAGAAAGGCAUCCCAGCUUCAUGUACCCCAUUGGGACCACGAGCAGUCAGAUGGUGCUGAGAGGGGAAGAUCUCUUGCUGGAAUGCAUUGCUUCAGGAGUCCCAACUCCAGAUAUCGCAUGGCACAAGAAAGGAGGUGAACUUCCAGCAGGCAGGUACAAACUGGAGAACUUUAAGAAGGCUCUUCAUAUUGCCAAUGUCUCCGAGGAAGAUUCCGGGGAAUAUUUCUGCUUGGCUUCGAACAAAGUGGGCAUUAGCCGCCACACUAUCUCCGUCAGAGUGAAGGCUGCUCCUUACUGGUUGGACGAACCAGAGAACCUUAUUUUGGCUCCUGGUGAGGAUGGGAGACUGGUUUGUCGAGCCAAUGGUAACCCCAAACCUUCAAUCCAGUGGCUAGUUAAUGGAGAACUUAUAGAAAGUUCUGCUCCCAACCCAAGCCGUGAAGUAAAUGGAGAUACGAUUAUGUUUCGGGACAUUCAGAGUGGCAGCAGCUCUGUAUACCAAUGCAAUGCUUCUAAUGAACAUGGGUACCUGUUGGCCAAUGCCUUUGUCAGUGUGCUGGAUGUUAUUCCUCGAAUCCUCACCCCUCGUAACCAGCUGAUCAAAGUGAUUCAGAACAACCGGACUCUCCUUGACUGUCCAUUCUUUGGGUCCCCGAUCCCCACCUUACGAUGGUUUAAGAAUGGCCAGGGAAGCACAUUGCAUGGUGGCAACUACAAAACGCAUGAGAAUGGAACUUUGGAAAUCAUCAGGGCCCGCAAAGAAGACCAAGGAACAUAUACCUGUGUGGCCACCAAUCUUCUGGGCAAAGCACAGAAUCAGGUUCGUUUGGAAAUAAAAGAUCCAACCAGGAUCAUUGAUGGACCCAAAGAUGCUGUACCAAAGAAGGGUUCCACAGUUCAAUUAAUAUGCCGGAUAAGACAUGAUCCCACACUGAAACUUACCGUCACCUGGCUCAAGGAUGAUACACCCCUGUACUUAGGAAGCAGGAUGAAGAAAGAAGAAGAUGGCCUGACAAUAUAUGGAGUGGCUGAAAAAGAUCAAGGGUAUUACACCUGUGUUGCCAGUACUGAACUUGACAAAGAUAUUGCUAGAGCCCAUCUCACUGUUCUAGCUCCUUCUUCUGUUAACCGUAUGACCCUACCCAAAGCGCGUCCUGAACGUCCCAGAGACCUUGAACUAACAGAUCUUUCUGAAAGGAGUGUGCGGCUGACAUGGAUUCCUGGUGAUGACAACAACAGCCCCAUCACAGAUUACAUUGUGGAAUUUGAGGAGGAUAAAUUUGAGCCUGGAGUGUGGCACAACCAUUCCCGCUACUCAGGAAGUGUGAAUUCUGCCGUCUUGCGCCUCGCGCCCUACGUCAACUACCAGUUCCGAGUAAUAGCAGUAAAUGAAGUAGGAAGCAGUUAUCCCAGCUUGCCUUCUGAACGAUACCAUACGAAUGGUGCACGUCCAGAAAUUAAUCCCACGGGCGUUAAAGGAUCAGGAACAGCAAAAAAUAAUAUGGUUAUAUCAUGGAUGCCAUUGAAUGCAACCCAGGUGUAUGGCCCUAACCUCAGAUACAUUGUCAAAUGGAGGAGAAAGGACACACGAGAGAACUGGAGCAACAGAACAGUCAAGGGCGAUGUCAGCCAGUACACCGUCACGCAGACACCUAUCUAUACACCCUACGAGAUCAAAGUGCAAGCUGUAAAUGACUAUGGAAUGGCUGCAGAGCCUGAAACCAUCAUUGGCUACUCAGGGGAAGAUUAUCCUAAGGCUGCUCCCACUGAUCUUAGACUCAAAGUUGUAAACAGCACAGCAGUCAGCCUGCAGUGGAAUAGAGUGUACCCAGAAACCAUCCAGGGACAGCUUAAGGAGUACCGAGCUUAUUACUGGAGAGAAAGUAGUUUGAUGAAGAAUCUUUGGGUCUCCAAGAAAAAGCAGUCUGUGGGUUUUACUGGAGACCGGACACGGGGCAUAGUGUCCCGGCUGUUUCCUUACAGCAACUACAAAUUGGAGAUGGUUGUAGUCAAUGGGAGAGGAGAUGGGCCUCGGAGCGAAACUCUGGAGUUCACAACACCAGAAGGAGUACCCAGUGCCCCAAGGUACUUCAGAAUACGCCAGCCAAACCUGGAAACCAUCACUUUGGAAUGGGAGCACCCUGAACAUCCCAAUGGCAUUCUUAUUGGAUACACUCUUAGAUACCAAGCCUUUAACGGAUCCAAGAGUGGCAGAACAAUGGUAGAGAACUUCUCUCCUAAUCAGACAAAGUUUUUACUCCAGAGGACGGACCCCAUAUCACGCUACAGGUUCAACCUGCGUGGCAGGACACAGAUUGGGGAAGGUGAGCCUUCCACGGGGGAGUCACCAAUUCCACUGAAUGAAGUACUCCCGACCUCAGAUCUAAUCUCUCCAUCAACAGUCGACCUAACUACAGUGGUCACGACUGUGGCCCCCACCACAGAAGUUACCACUACAACCACCACCACCACCACCACCACGGAAGCCACCACGACAACCACCACAGAAGCCACCACCACCACCACAGAAGCCACCACCACCACCACCACCGUGGAAGCCACCACCACCAGAGAAGCAACAACCAGCACCACAAUUGUUGCUAGUACAAUAGCUGGUGUUGGAAAACAGCCCAUCUGGGAUGUAAAAGCUUCUCCUAACAGUAACUUGGCAAACAUCACCUGGAACCACACGUUUGAUCCAGAAACGGAGUUUGUGGUUGAGUAUAUCAACAGUAAACACUGGGAGCACGAGAAUGCUGCAGGAUCCUUAAUGCCACCAGAGAUCCUGUCAUCUCUCAGAGGUAACAAAACAGUGAAAUCUUUCCUUGGUAAAGCAUUUGUGGAGCUGGUUGACCUGACUCCCGGGGAGAAGUACCUAGUGCGGGUUUUUCUCAAAGGGAAUGAUACUAUCAGCUCGAACGUAACCUUUCAGACAAGCCCAGCAUACACCAGGAACCAAGGGGACAUUGCAACUCAGGGCUGGUUUAUUGGACUGAUGUGUGCCAUUGCUCUUCUGGUCCUGAUUUUGCUGAUUGUUUGCUUCAUUAAGAGAAGCAGAGGAGGGAAAUACCCAGUGAGAGAAAAUAAAGAUGUGCCUCUGGACCCUGAUGACCAGAAGGUAGAUAAUGGGUCGUUUGAUUACAGUGAUGAAGACAACAAGCCACUGCAAGGCAGUCAGACCUCAUUAGAUGGCACGAUAAAGCAGCAAGAAAGUGAUGACAGCUUGGUGGACUAUGGUGAAGGAGGUGAAGGGCAGUUCAAUGAGGAUGGCUCCUUUAUUGGCCAGUACACAGUCAAGAAGGACAAAGAUGAGACAGAAGGCAAUGAGAGCUCAGAAGCCACAUCACCAGUUAAUGCUAUCUACUCCCUGGCAUAAUGCAAUACACCGAAACAGCAGCAGCAAAAAGAAACAUCGUCGGUGUGGGUCAGCCAAGUCAACAUCAACAACAGAUUGCAACCAGAGUAGGACCACAGUGACCAAAACAUAAACGCAGCCAGGUGGUCACCAGUGCCAUCAUCUCUUUAGCAAACAAAGCAAAUGGCAUAGAUGCAGAGGCUGCUGAAGUGAUCGCACUGCAGCUGAAAUCUGAGCUAACCCACAAGAGACCAGUAGAAGAACAGGAUGCACAGAAUCUACGCCCCAGGCUUCAGAACUUGGACUGAAAUAAAUACCCCUCUAUACCCUC
This is a messenger RNA of Varanus komodoensis (Komodo dragon), 4691 nucleotides long. It is a transcript of the gene NFASC, whose product is annotated as neurofascin. Gene Ontology annotation, molecular function: cell-cell adhesion mediator activity. The transcript is spliced from 32 exons. The coding region runs from base 284 to 4381 and encodes 1365 amino acids. The record is from RefSeq and is a predicted model, not a curated record. Lineage: Eukaryota; Metazoa; Chordata; Lepidosauria; Squamata; Varanidae. Gene Ontology annotation, biological process: brain development; cell-cell adhesion.